CUGGUAGCAAAAUGUUUCUUCGUCGCCGACCUGUCAAUAUUACUGAUGCGAGCACCGAAGGGAAGAGUUUCAACGAAGAGGAAGACUUCAAGCCUAUCGAUACGACGACCUAUGUUAUUUCGGUAUUCUCCCGCAACUUCUACCGCUUUAAGAUGUGUGCUCUGGUGUUAGCCUUCCUCAUUAAUUUCAUGCUACUUUUCUACAAGGUUGAACACGGUUGGUCAUAUGAGGAAGAGACAGAAGGCGGAGUUGGCGAUGGUGAAAGCAGUCUCGAAGAGGAGGAUAACGAAAACAUGAGAAAUCCCCUCAAAACAGCACUAGCCAGCUCAAUCUCAGGCAUGGCAGAUCGUCUCGCCGACAGUCUGGCCUCAAUGAGUACCGGAAUUGGUGAAGCCUCUGUUGACCCCGACGGCACGACAAGUGGCCUGUUGGCAGGUCUAGCAGGCCAUUUCCGAGAUCCUCUUGAGAGC
This is a messenger RNA of Protopolystoma xenopodis, 470 nucleotides long. Lineage: Eukaryota; Metazoa; Platyhelminthes; Monogenea; Polystomatidea; Polystomatidae. The record is from the annotation of a GenBank genome assembly.